This is a messenger RNA of Dipodomys ordii (Ord's kangaroo rat), 4171 nucleotides long. RefSeq names its product ADAM metallopeptidase domain 11 (gene Adam11). Gene Ontology annotation, molecular function: metalloendopeptidase activity. The transcript has 26 exons. Gene Ontology annotation, biological process: proteolysis. Bases 1 to 2268 code for a protein of 755 amino acids. The record is from RefSeq and is a predicted model, not a curated record. Lineage: Eukaryota; Metazoa; Chordata; Mammalia; Rodentia; Heteromyidae.
AUGGCCUUGUCUCCCCCAGGUCUUGGGGCCCAGGGUCCCAGCGGAGCUUUGCACUGGAGGGGUUCACCCCAGGUGGGGAGCCCGGAAGCCCCAGAGGUCACAGAGCCCAGCCGUCUGGUUAGGGAGAGCUCUGGGGGAGAGGUCCGAAAGCAGCAGCUGGACACAAGGGUCCGCCAGGAGCGGCCCGGAGGCCCGCCUGUGCACCUGGCCCAGGUGAGUUUCGUCAUCCCAGCCUUCAACUCCAACUUCACCCUGGACCUGGAGCUGAACCAUCACCUCCUCUCCUCACAGUAUGUGGAGCGCCACUUCAGCCGUGAGGGGACCACCCAGCACAGCACUGGGGCCGGAGACCACUGCUACUACCAGGGGAAGCUCCGCGGCAACCCACACUCCUUUGCGGCGCUGUCCACCUGCCAGGGGCUGCAUGGGGUCUUCUCUGAUGGGAACCUGACUUACAUCGUGGAGCCCCAAGAGAUGGCUGGGCCUUGGGGAGCCCCCCACGGACCCCUUCCCCACCUCAUUUACCGGACCCCUCUCCUCCCAGCCCCCCUCGGAUGCAGGGAACCAGGCUGCCUGUUUGCUGCCUCUGCCCAUUCCGCUCUUCCAAACCUGCCAAGGCUGAGAAGGAAAAGGCAGGUCCGCAGGGGCCACGCCACAGUGCACAGUGAGACCAAGUAUGUGGAGCUGAUUGUGAUCAAUGACCACCAGCUGUUUGAGCAGAUGCGACAGUCCGUGGUCCUGACCAGUAACUUUGCUAAGUCUGUGGUGAACCUGGCAGAUGUGAUAUAUAAGGAGCAGCUCAACACCCGCAUUGUGCUGGUUGCCAUGGAAACAUGGGCAGAUGGGGAUAAGAUCCAGGUGCAGGAUGACCUCCUGGAGACCCUGUCCCGGCUCAUGGUGUACCGUCGGGAAGGUCUGCCUGAGCCCAGCGAUGCCACCCACCUCUUUUCGGGCAGAACGUUCCAGAGCACCAGCAGCGGGGCAGCCUAUGUGGGGGGCAUCUGCUCAUUGUCACGAGGUGGGGGUGUGAAUGAGUAUGGCAACAUGGGGGCCAUGGCAGUGACCCUGGCUCAGACACUGGGGCAGAACCUGGGCAUGAUGUGGAAUAAGCACCGGAGCUCAGCAGGGGACUGCAAAUGUCCAGACAUCUGGCUGGGUUGCAUCAUGGAAGAUACUGGGUUCUACCUGCCCCGCAAGUUCUCCCGCUGCAGCAUCGAUGAAUACAACCAGUUUCUGCAGGAGGGCGGCGGGAGCUGCCUCUUCAACAAGCCCCUCAAGCUCCUGGACCCUCCCGAGUGCGGGAAUGGCUUCGUGGAGGCCGGGGAGGAGUGCGACUGCGGCUCAGUGCAGGAGUGCAGCCGCGCGGGUGGCAACUGCUGCAAGAAAUGCACCCUGACUCACGACGCUAUGUGCAGCGAUGGGCUCUGCUGUCGCCGCUGCAAGUACGAGCCGAGGGGCGUCUCUUGCCGAGAGGCGGUGAACGAGUGUGACAUCGCUGAGACCUGCACGGGGGACUCGAGCCAGUGUCCACCUAACCUGCACAAGCUGGAUGGUUACUACUGUGAUCACGAGCAGGGCCGUUGCUAUGGGGGUCGCUGCAAAACUCGGGACCGGCAGUGCCAGGCCCUCUGGGGCCAUGUGGCUGCUGAUCGUUUUUGCUAUGAGAAGCUGAAUGUGGAGGGGACAGAGCGUGGAAACUGUGGACGCAAGGGGUCCGGCUGGGUCCAGUGCAAUAAGCAGGAUGUACUCUGUGGCUUUCUCCUGUGUGUCAACAUUUCUGGAGCCCCUCGACUGGGAGACCUGGGGGGAGACAUCAGCAGUGUCACUUUCUACCAUCAGGGCAAGGAGCUGGACUGCAGGGGAGGCCAUGUGCAGUUGGCUGAUGGUUCUGACCUGAGCUAUGUGGAGGAUGGUACGGCCUGUGGGCCCAAUAUGCUAUGCCUGGACCAUCGCUGCCUGCCAGCCUCUGCCUUCAACUUCAGCACCUGCCCGGGCAGUGGGGAACGCCGAAUCUGCUCCCACCAUGGGGUCUGUAGCAACGAAGGGAAGUGCAUCUGUCAGCCUGACUGGACAGGCAAAGACUGCAGUAUCCACAACCCCCUGCCCACGUCUCCACCCACUGGGGAGACAGAGAGAUAUAAAGGUCCCAGCGGCACCAAUAUCAUCAUUGGCUCCAUCGCCGGGGCUGUCCUGGUUGCAGCUAUCGUCCUGGGCGGCACGGGCUGGGGAUUUAAAAACAUCCGCCGAGGAAGGUCUGGAGGGGCCUAAGAGCCAUCCCCCUCCUUCCGAGCCUGGCACCCACCGUCUCGGUCCUGAACCACGAGGCUGCCCCCACCCAGCCACGGAGGGAGGCACCGUGCAAAUGUCUUCCAGGUCCAAACCCUUCAACUCCUGGCUUCACAGGGGUUUGGGGUGGGGCUGUGGCCCUGCCCUUUGCACCACCUGGGUGGCCCUGCCUGGAGUUCAUUUCCUUCCCACAGUCCCCUGUUCCACCUCAUAUGGCUUUGGCCUCGCACAUCAAGUCUCCCCAUGUGAAUGUAGCUUUCAUCAUCACAGACCGGCACAGCUCAGGUGGGGGCCACCAGCGAACAUGGCCUUCAAAACCAGGCCUCUGGGACCAGGGCCUUCCUCUCUGGUACCUAGGGGGAAGGGACUGACAUUUUUUCCUUCUUCUUUUUCUUUUUUUAACUUAAUCUUAACAGAUGAAUGUAACUUUGGGGGUGCCAAGGCCAGGGCAGUUGUAAGGUUGUCUUGACACUCACAGCAGGACCUAGAGGCCUAGCCAGCCUCUAGGCCCUCCCCUGGGAGGCUUACACCUGGAAUCCUGUCACUGACCCCAGGUACAGGCUGGGCAUCCCUGCUCACCCCACCCUGCCCAGCCCCACAGAGCUUUGCAAGAAGUACAGUGCUGAUUCAAACCAAAGCUGCCUGUCCCAUGCCCACAGCCUAGGCUCUGGGUAUGGUGACCACAUGUCCCAGAUUGUCUUCAAUUCCAAAAUGACUGACCUUUCCCCUUAAAUGGGGUAGAAAAGGAGUAAGAGAAUAUAGUUUCUGAAAUAAAAUGUCACCUACCUGUCUCAGGGUUUAGGUGUCCCUGGUGUGGCCUGGUAGUUCCAGGCCAGGAGGACUCUCCAGUGAGGACUCUCCAGGUGGAGAGGGCCUGAGGUGACCCAGUGCCUGUGACAGGGAACAGAACGUCAGGAAAGGGCAGGCCUGGAUGAUCCUGGGCCUCUAUAGAGAGGUCCUCAGAACCCCCAGCAAACCCUUUCUACUCCCUACCUGAAUGCCAGGGCCAAGUAAUACGUUUACAGAUGUCCCCCAUCUGUCCCGAUUCCUGCCGAGGCCGAGCUGGAGAGCCAGGAGGAGGCCUACUGGCGGACUUCCUCACCCUCUGACAAGGUCUGCCGUGGCCUUCUCUCACCAUCCUUGCUCGGCUCCUAGGCCCCAAGUCAGCAGGCAGAGCAGGUCAGGGGUGGGCUGCCUUAUGGAUGAAAGCCACAAAUGAAUGGCAUCCCCUCCCUGGGGCAACCCCUCCCAGGGCGUGGCUGGGGGAUUCUGAAUACCCCAAGGGCCCCUAGCUGCCUGUCCAAGUCCCUCUUUUUCUGGAAUCUUUUUGAGGAAGGUCUUUUUAUGGAGAAAAUGGCUUCCUGUUUAUCUGAAGCACCCUCAAAGGCAAACCGAUAGAUGGUCUUUUGAGUGACUGGGUGGCAUCUGGUUACAGUGGGGUCCUCAGUACUCAGCCCCAGUGAGGGGACUGGGUGGGUGCCUUCCAGAGCAGGACAGGAGGAAGGGCACAAUACCUUGAGGACUCCAUCCUUGGGUGGCACAUGACAGCACAGGCAUGUAGAGCCAUAUCUUUGCAGGAAUGUGAAUGCUUGCACAUACACGGGCAUGUCUGUGUGUGUACAUGUGUGUAUGUGUGUGUGUGUGCAUAUCAGUGGCAGGCACAAGACUUCCUGUGACCAGUCCAGCUCCUGGCUGCCUGUAUCAUCCAGCCCCACCCUGGCAGUGCCCAGCCUGGCAGUUCCCAAGAAGGAAUGGGAGCUGCAUUGGCCUGGCAUGGACCUGGCUCCCUCUGCAUCCUGUAUAUACAUCAUCUGGGGCUGGGGGGGGAGGCAGGGCCAGGAGCAUCAAUUAAAGAUCUCAUCCUGGGGCUUCCAUGGAGCUCACA